AACAUUUGUAACUCCUCAGUAAAUAAAUAUUGGUGGGUUGGUUUAUAUAUAUAGAACCUCAGGAAUUACCUUUAGCUUAAUCAAUACACUAUGGCUCUUGUUCUGAAAAGGGUCAGUUGGAAAUAUUUUCUGCCUGGUUGUGUGAAGGCCAAGAAGCCACAUCCUUCUUCAUCGGUUCCGAGAGUUCAGGAUGAUUCCAAUCAAAUGUCUAUGCGGAGAUUGUCACUUUCUGAUGUGAGUAACACUGGCUCUCAGAUAUCGUUGAAUGAUUUGUCGAGCUCUCUGGUGGGAUCAAAUCUUCAUAUUUUUACUCACAAGGAGCUGGAAGUGAUGACGAAUAGUUUUUCCAAGAGCGAGUUUCUUGGAGAAGGAGGGUUUGGACAAGUUUAUAAAGGGUUUAUUGAUGAUAAUCUAAGGCCUGGCUUGAAGGCUCAGCCUGUUGCUGUUAAAGUCCUGGAUUUGAAUGGCUCGCAGGGGCAUAGGGAAUGGCUGGCUGAAGUAAUCUUUCUUGGACAAUUGAAGCAUCCUCAUCUGGUGAAUUUGAUUGGAUAUUGUUGUGAGGAUGAUCACAGGCUUCUGGUUUAUGAAUACAUGCCACUUGGAAACUUGGAGGAUAAACUGUUUAAAAAUUAUGCUGCAACAUUGCCCUGGUUAACAAGAAUAAAAAUUGCUCUAGGAGCUGCACAAUGUCUGGCUUUUCUCCAUGAAGAAGAAAAGCCAGUAAUAUACAGAGAUUUGAAAGCUUCAAACAUCUUACUGGAUACAGAUUACAGUUCCAAGCUCUCUGAUUUUGGAUUGGCAACAGACGGUCCGCAGGGUGAUGUUUCUCACAUUACAACAUGUGUCAUGGGCACAGAGGGCUAUGCAGCUCCCGAAUACAUAAAGACUGGUCACUUGACAGCUAUGUGUGAUGUGUAUAGUUUCGGAGUGGUGCUGUUGGAACUAUUAACCGGCAGGAAAUCUAUUGACAAGAACCGCCCAAGAAGAGAACAAGAUCUUGUGGAAUGGGCAAGACCAUUGUUGAAGGACUUUCGCAGGCUGGAGCAAAUAAUAGAUCCAAGACUAGAGGGUCAGUACUCAACUGAGGGAGUUAAGAAGGCUGCACUAUUGGCUUAUCAAUGCCUGAGCCAUCACCCCAGGUCCAGACCCACAAUGAGCACUGUGGUCAAGAAUUUGCAGCCUCUUUUGGAAUUGAAUGACAUCCGCAUGGGAUCCUUUGUCUGCACUGUUUCAAAUGAUGGCAACAUUACUUAUGUCCACAACAAUGCCCGAAACUACGAACAAAAGGAUGAGAAAAGGGAAGAAAUCGGCUGCCAUCGGCUUCGAAAAGGUCGCCGUCAACGUCGACGGAUUAGGCCAUCAAGGUCUAGAGAUGUAUAUUCUGAUACUGUUUUGUAUAAAGCUCUUGGAACAAGCUUAUACUCCCCCAGAACCUAAAGGCAAGGGGACAUAUAGAUUUUUUUUUUUUGGUUCUUUUGUUUUUUGGUUUGAGUGAUGUAAUCUUACAAUUGUUCUAUAUUGUUAAAAGGAGAAAAGGGUUAUUAAAAAAUUUUAAAUCAGCCUAAAUUGUG
Messenger RNA from Pistacia vera, 1571 nucleotides. Its product is annotated as putative receptor-like protein kinase At1g72540. Gene Ontology annotation, biological process: protein phosphorylation. The transcript has 5 exons. The record is from RefSeq and is a predicted model, not a curated record. Gene Ontology annotation, molecular function: protein kinase activity; ATP binding. The coding region runs from base 91 to 1437 and encodes 448 amino acids. NCBI's taxonomy places the organism in Eukaryota, Viridiplantae, Streptophyta, Magnoliopsida, Sapindales, Anacardiaceae.